Molecule: messenger RNA, 593 nt
Organism: Aspergillus wentii DTO 134E9
Lineage: Eukaryota; Fungi; Ascomycota; Eurotiomycetes; Eurotiales; Aspergillaceae
Product: putative ubiquitin conjugating enzyme (UbcD)
Exons: 5
Coding region: 26-469 (147 amino acids)
Biological process (GO): protein polyubiquitination; ubiquitin-dependent protein catabolic process
Cellular component (GO): nucleus
Molecular function (GO): ubiquitin conjugating enzyme activity
Source: RefSeq, a predicted model, not a curated record
UUUUUUCACAACAUCUACAGUCAAUAUGGCUCUCAAGAGAAUUAACAAGGAACUCACUGACCUCGGCCGUGAUCCGCCCUCCUCCUGCUCUGCUGGUCCUGUAGGAGAAGAUCUGUUUCACUGGCAAGCAACUAUUAUGGGUCCUGGUGACUCUCCAUACUCGGGCGGCGUUUUCUUCCUAUCGAUCAACUUCCCCACCGACUACCCUUUCAAGCCCCCGAAGGUCAACUUCACCACCCGUAUCUACCACCCCAACAUCAACUCCAACGGCAGUAUCUGUCUUGACAUCCUGAGAGACCAAUGGAGCCCUGCUCUUACAAUCUCUAAAGUACUGCUCUCCAUCUGCUCGAUGCUCACAGACCCCAACCCCGAUGACCCAUUGGUGCCCGAAAUUGCCCAUGUCUAUAAGACUGACCGUACCCGGUACGAGGCCACCGCUCGCGAAUGGACCCGCAAAUAUGCUAUUUGAUCUUCGCAAUUGAAUUUACACGGCCGCCUCGGUCUUCUCAAUACCUUCUGCGUCUUCUUUCGCUCCGUUAGAUCAGAUCCGAAGCCUGGCGUACCGUGAUCGUAGAUCCUUUGUCUUUUUUUUU